UAUUCAAUGGUCGCACAUGUCGGUUGAAACUGCCCGGUGCCAAGAAGAGGCACAUGUAUUUAACCUAAAGCUACGUAGAAAUAUAUUACGUGUUAAUUUUUAAAUUGAAAACAACGUCUUGCAAAGAAGAGAGAAAACAAUGGAUGAGGAUACGGUAAAACAUAAGAGUCACAGAGAUCGCAACGCAGGCCGCAAGGCAGAAAAGAAAAAGGCCAAGAAGCAACAGGACUCGACAUCGGGUAAACCGAGAAAUUCGAAAGCAUUUACAUUCAACUCCGCGAUUAAAGCGGAGAGAAAAUUUAGGCGCAAGCAAGAUCUCGAGACAAAGAAGCAGCAUAUACCUUUAGUUGAUAGGACCCCCCUAGAACCGCCACCAAUCUUGGUGGCCGUGGUAGGUCCACCGAAAGUAGGAAAAUCAUUAGUUAUUCAAUGCUUGAUCAAGAGUUUCGUCAAACAACCUUUGACCAACAUACUUGGUCCGGUCACUGUUGUUGCUGGCAAGAAGCGAAGAAUCACAUUCAUGGAAUGCAACAAUGACGUAAACUGCAUGAUUGACAUCGCCAAGGUGGCAGACUUGGUGCUACUGCUGGUGGAUGCUUCGUUUGGAUUUGAAAUGGAAAUAUUUGAAUUUUUAAAUAUAUGCCAGGUGCAUGGUAUGCCCAGAAUAAUGGGUGUCCUCACUCAUUUGGAUUUGAUAAAGAACGCCAAACAAAUGAGGAAAACCAAGAAGACACUGAAGCAUCGCUUCUGGACAGAAGUAUACGCUGGUGCAAAAUUAUUCUACCUCUCUGGAUUGUUGCACGAUGAGUAUCUUCGUAUAGAGAUAAAGAAUUUGGCUCGUUUUAUAUCGGUUAUGAAAUUUAGGCCGUUGACUUGGCGCACCACUCAUCCUUAUAUGCUUGCUGACAGAAUAGAGGAUCUGACACCACCGGAAUUAAUUAGGAAGAAUCAAAAAGUUGAUAGAACUAUUAGUUUGUAUGGGUACAUCAGAGGAAUUCCUUUGAACAAAGAGACAUCCAUUCAUAUUCCGGGCUGCGGAGAUAUGAAAAUUAAAGAUGUAAAUUUUCUACCAGAUCCCUGUCCACUUCCAGAGCAGAUAAAGAAGCGGGCUUUAGUAGAAAAAGAACGAUUGAUUUAUGCGCCGUUUUCCGGUGUCGGCGGUAUAGUUUAUGACAAAGACGCAGUAUAUGUGGAAUUGGGUGGAAGUCAUUCAUACAAAGAGGAGGAUGCAGGACUAGCGGGCGCUCUGAUAGAUACACAAGAGACACUUGAUCAGAAAUUACAACAUAGCGAACUGCAAUUAUUUAGUGACGCCGCGCCGAUAAAAUCAGAGGAUGUGAAUGAAAGCAUGGCUCCCUACUCUGGCGAAUUAGUGAUGGAUAAUGGAAGAAUUCGACGGAAAGUAAUAUUUAACAAUGAAACAGGCACGGAAUCUAAAAAUGUUCUAGACGAAGAUGACGAUGAUGAAAUGAAUGAAAACGAUAAUGAUGAAACAAAUGAAAGUGAUGAUGAAAUGAAUGAAAAUGAUGACGAAACAAAUGAAAAUGAUGAAGAUGAUGAUGAAAUAAAUGAAAAUGAUGAAGAUGAAUCGAGUGAUGAGGAAGUUUCGGAAAAACCAUAUGGAAAAGCCGUCAAGAGGAAAAGUAAUGAAGAAGAUAAUGUAAGAGAAAAGAAAAAGAAAAAAUCUACGAUUAAUGCAACUAUUGAGAAUGAUAAUCUCGAUGAAUCUGAAUUAAAGAGCGACAAGAAUAAUGUUUCUCAUAAAAAUACAGAGGUAUAUCAUUCUCUCAGCAAGGAAUCAGAUAAAUUGAUAAAAAAUAAAAUUUCAGAAGCAUUGAAUUUUCUAGAAUUAAUUAAGGAAGAUUCGAAACAAAACAACGAUGAUGAAAGUUUUGACGAGCUCAGCGACGAAGACUCACGCGCGGGAUUAGAAAUGAAUGAUCGAGCUAGCGAUUUCGAGGAAAAUGCAUCUGAAGAAGAUGAUGAAGAAGGAGAAGAAAAAGAUGACAUCGAAAUGAACGAGAACAAAGAGGAAGUCGCGGACGAGUUAAAAUGGAAGAGAAAUUUAGCUGAGAAAGCGAGAGAAGCGUUCAUCAAUCGUCAACAAAACAACAUAAAUCUGAUGAAAAUGGUUUACGGCGUAUUUGACCAAAGGAGAAAUAUGACGGAAGAGAAGCAAUAUGACGGAAGAGAGGAGGAAGACGAAAAGCCUGAUGAAGAUAUAGGCGGAAUAUUCCGAGUAGUUCAAGAACAGCAGAGACAAAAGAUACAGGAGCGAGAAUUGCAGAAUCAGGAGGAGUCUGUUUUCUAUCCGAUGGAAAUUUUACGCGAUUGGUUGAAAGAAGAAAAUAAGGCGCUAAUAAUCAAUCGCUUUGUGACGGGUAAGUGGAAGGAAUCGGAGGAUGCCGAGGAGCUUUUAAAGCUAGACGACGAAGCUUUGUACGGUGACUUCGAGGAUCUGGAAACCGGAGAAAAGCACAAAGCGGAAGACGCAACUCCUAAGGAGCUUUCGGCGGAAGAGGCGGAAGAGAAGAAGGAGCUUCUGGAGAAGAAGAGAAAGCUGAAGGAGCAGUUUGAUGCGGAAUACGACAAUACGGAGAAGAAAACGUACUACGACGAGCUAAAAGCCGAGGUGGAAAAACAGGCGGGCAUCAACAAAUCCGAGUUCGAAGGACUGGACGACGAUGUCAGAGUUCAGCUGGAAGGCUACCGUCCCGGUAUGUAUAUACGUCUGGAGCUCGAGGCGGUGCCAUACGAGUUGAUCACGCAUCUGGAUCCAACGUACCCGAUUAUCGUCGGCGGCCUGUUGCAUGGCGAGGAAAAUAUCGGUUACGUGCAGGCGCGGAUCAAGAAGCACCGAUGGUACUCGAAGAUCCUGAAGAGCCGCGAUCCGCUCAUAUUCUCCCUAGGCUGGCGUAGAUUCCAAUCGUUGCCAAUCUACACGAAACUGGAGGAUAAUCUUCGCCACCGAAUGCUAAAGUACACGCCGGAGCACGUGGCGUGCAUAAGUCACUUUUGGGGCCCGAUCACUCCGCAGAGUACGGGCAUUUUAGCGGUACAGGACGUCGCGACUAGGCAACCGGGUUUCCGUAUCGCGGCAACCGGUUCGAUCGUGGAGCUGGACAAAAGCACGCACGUGGUGAAGAAACUCAAGCUGACCGGCGUGCCCCUGAAGAUCUACCGCAAGACCGCGUUUAUUAAAGACAUGUUCAACAGCGCGCUCGAGGUCGCUAAAUUCGAGGGUGCUCGGAUCAAGACAGUCUCCGGUAUUCGCGGUCAAAUCAAGAGGGCGGUCGCCAAGCCAGAGGGCUGCUUCCGUGCCACGUUCGAAGACAAGAUCAUGCUGAGCGACAUAGUUUUUUGCAGGACAUGGUAUAAGGUCGACGUGCCGCGCUUCUACAAUCCCGUGACAUCGUUGCUACUGCCAUCCGCGGAGAAGAAUCAGUGGCGGGGAAUGAAGACUACGGGUCAGUUGAAGCGAGAGAGAAACAUCCAUGGCGUGGCCAACACAGAUUCCAUGUACACGCCGAUCGAACGAGACGUCAAGGUGUUUAAACCGCUGUCCAUCCCGCGUAAGUUGCAGAAGGAGCUCCCGUACAGGGACAAACCUAAGCAUCAGUCCGUGCCACACUUGCGCAAGCCCAAGUUUAAGCAGAGCCGAGUCGCUGUGGUACGCGAACCUGAUGAAGAGAACGUCGCGCGUUUGAUGAAGAUGAUCAGGACGACUUACGCGAAGAAGCAGAAGCAGCUGAAGGACACCAUGACGAAGAGGAUAACGGCGUAUCAGGCACGAGUCGCGGAGGAAGAAGCUAAAAAGAUGAAAAAGCAAAAGCUUCUGAAAAAGGAGAUAUUCAGAGAUCUCAGUAAAUUAGAAAAGAAGAAAAACCGAUGAGAUUCUUCUAAGAAAGAUUGUGAAUAGACAGAUAUUUUCAUUGCAGAAUGUCUGGUUUUAGAUUCUACAAUAAAAAUUUCGGCCUAUUCAUAUUUUUAGAAAUCUGAUUGAUUGUCCUUUCGUAAGUUUAAAUUAUAUAAUUAUACGU
Messenger RNA from Camponotus floridanus (Florida carpenter ant), 4040 nucleotides. Its product is annotated as ribosome biogenesis protein BMS1 homolog. Gene Ontology annotation, molecular function: GTP binding; GTPase activity; U3 snoRNA binding. Gene Ontology annotation, cellular component: nucleus; 90S preribosome. Gene Ontology annotation, biological process: ribosome biogenesis; endonucleolytic cleavage of tricistronic rRNA transcript (SSU-rRNA, 5.8S rRNA, LSU-rRNA); maturation of SSU-rRNA from tricistronic rRNA transcript (SSU-rRNA, 5.8S rRNA, LSU-rRNA). NCBI's taxonomy places the organism in Eukaryota, Metazoa, Arthropoda, Insecta, Hymenoptera, Formicidae. The transcript has 2 exons. Bases 140 to 3892 code for a protein of 1250 amino acids. The record is from RefSeq and is a predicted model, not a curated record.